Ilyonectria robusta is the source of this 2062-nucleotide messenger RNA. RefSeq lists its product as uncharacterized. The transcript has 2 exons. The coding region runs from base 49 to 1938 and encodes 629 amino acids. Lineage: Eukaryota; Fungi; Ascomycota; Sordariomycetes; Hypocreales; Nectriaceae. The record is from RefSeq and is a predicted model, not a curated record. Gene Ontology annotation, molecular function: monooxygenase activity; flavin adenine dinucleotide binding.
CCAAAAUAUUGUAUACACAGAGAAAACCACCCCCAACAAGCAUUCACCAUGGUCAUCGACGAUAAGCAUCAGCUUCCGUCCCACAUGCAGCCCGUUCCGGGAUCCGUCAACAUCCCGAUUGCCAAAUUCCCCGCAACAGCAGGGCCAGCCGAGUCCGGCAUCGGGGAGCUGGCAGAAACGAUCAUCACACGAUUCAACAAGGGUCUAGCCAGCCGUGAUUCAGCCGCCUUGUCGUCUCUCUUCGCUGCAGAUGGGUUCUGGAGAGAUCACCUGGCCCUCUCGUGGGCGUUCCGAACUGUCAGUGGGCGCCAAGGCGUGCAAGACUAUUUGCAGAGCUCAUUUGCCACCGAGAAAGGCCCGGUUCUGAAAUCCAUUACCCUUGAUACGACGUCCCCAGCUCGUGUGCCUCAAAGUGGAUUUUUGGACGCAGGUGCAGAGGUGCCAAUUCUCGUCUUUAGUUUCACCCUUGAAUCUACCGUCGGCGCUGGAAAGGGCGUGGCUCGUCUCAUCCAAGAUUCCCCGGGUACUUGGUCCAUCUUCACUCUCUACACUGCUCUUCAGCAGCUCCAUGGCCACGAAGAAAACAUUUUCCAUCGUCGACCGCAGGGCGUGCAGCAUGGCGGCAUGCCUGGAAGGAAAAAUUGGGCUGAGGGCAGACAAGCGGACGCGGAGUACGAAGAUGGGAGCAAUCCUGUUGUGUUGAUCCUAGGUGCUGGACAAGCCGGCCUUACCAUCGCAGCUCGACUGAAAGCGCUUGGUGUGAACGCGUUGAUCAUCGACAAAUGCCAGCGGGUCGGAGAUAACUGGAGAAAGCGGUACCAUCAACUUGUUCUCCACGACCCAGUAUGGUUUGAUCAUCUUCCCUACCUCAAAUUCCCUCCACAGUGGCCCAUCUUUACACCCAAAGAUAAGCUGGCAGACUUUUUCGAGGCGUACGCUACUCUCCUGGAGCUCAACGUGUGGACUGGAGCGGACAUUGACACAAGCAAAUGGAACCCUGAAGCAAAGAAUUGGACAGUUACUGUCAAGCGGCGGCUUGAUUCCGGUGUCGAGACCAGAACCCUUCAUCCACGGCACAUCAUUCAAGCCACUGGGCAUUCGGGAAAAAUGCAUAUGCCCGAUAUUAAAGGGCUUGACGAUUUCCAAGGCGACCGAAUCUGCCACUCUUCGGAGUUUGGUGGCGCCAAACAUAACAGCAAGGGCAAGAGAGCUGUUGUUGUUGGUUGCUGCAACUCUGCGCACGAUAUUGCGCAGGAUUUCCUUGAGAAUGGAUAUCAUGUAACCAUGGUACAACGAUCUACUACCUGCGUGAUUACGUCCAAGUCCAUUACGGACGGGCUAAAGCCCCUAUACGCAGAGGGUGGACCAGAGGUUGAUGACGCGGACCUUCUAUUUCAUAGCCUUCCUGUCCCGGUCUUGAAGGCUGUGCAAGUCGGUGUCACCGCCCUACAAAACCAAUGGGAUGACAACAUUCUCCGGCGCCUUGAGGAGGUUGGCUUCAAGGUUGACAAUGGCCCCGAUGAUGCUGGUCUGUUUAUCAAGUACAUGCAACGUGGGGGAGGCUAUUACAUCGAUGUCGGUGCAUCUCAACUCAUCGCCGACGGAAAGAUCAAGAUCAAGCAGGGACAAGAACUUGAAGAGAUUCUUCCGCGAGGAUUGAAGUUUGCUGACGGCUCGGAACUCGAAGCCGACGAAAUUGUCUUCGCAACAGGGUACGGCAACAUGCGUACCCAGACCCGGCAGAUCUUCGGAGACGAGGUGGCCGACUCGGUUGGUGAUGUUUGGGGUUACAACGCAGAGGGCGAGACGAGGACCAUUUGGCAGCGUACAGGCCACCCUGGCUUCUGGUUUCAUGGAGGGAAUCUGGCCCUGUGUCGUUACUACUCGAGACUACUUGCUUUGCAAAUCAAAGCUCUGGAGGAGGGCAUUUGUAACUAGGGCGAUGCUUCAUCUUCAUCUGCAUAAGUAUCAUGGGAGAUGGAAUAAACAAAUCUGAGGCAAAUGGCAUCAGCCCGCCGUAGCCGCCGUAGCUGAUGAUGCAGUCCAAUAAUUUACAUCGCAC